Pecten maximus is the source of this 1084-nucleotide messenger RNA. RefSeq lists its product as uncharacterized. The record is from RefSeq and is a predicted model, not a curated record. The coding region runs from base 81 to 1001 and encodes 306 amino acids. NCBI's taxonomy places the organism in Eukaryota, Metazoa, Mollusca, Bivalvia, Pectinida, Pectinidae. The transcript is spliced from 11 exons.
CACGAUAAUCGGGCAGACUUAUUGACCUCAAUAUUUAAUGCAGAGGAUUGGAGAUUUUUGCAUACAAUAGGUUUUUCAAGAUGAGAAUAUUGAUUGCCUUUGCUCUGCUGUUUACAGUCGUUGAAUGUACUCAACUAUGUUUCAAGUGUAAUGGAGUGCCGACUCAGUCAGACUGUGGAGAAACCGUGAGAUGUGGGGCUCAUGAAAAAUGCUAUACUAAAAGAUACACAGGUCCCUCAGGAAACCUCAUGUUUGAAUCAGGCUGCAUGGAUCAGUCCGUUUGCAGUAUAAUUGAUUUGAAUCUUGGAGCGGGAAGGAAGAAGAGAGAUCUCGUUAACUGUCUGAAGUGUUGUGACUCGGAGGCUUUGGGCUGUACUGACAAGAAUGCAACCACAUGUGGUUGUAAUGCUAAGCUUUGUAACACAGAAAACGAUCGAGGUUUGAAAUGCUUCCAUUGUGAUGACGUCAUGCACCCUGACGAUUGUUCCGAGAUAAAAGAAUGUUUUUUUGAUUCGAUUUGUUACACAAGGAAAGUGGAACUAGACAGUAAUGGAGAGAAGAGAUUCAGCAUGGGCUGCGAGCAGAAACGGGUUUGUGAUGUUUUCGAACAAAAUGCCUUAUCCACUGCUGAUGGGGCCUAUUGUACUCGCUGUUGUAACAACAGCUUCUGCAACAUGGCGCUCUGUGGAAUCCCAACAUUAGUGAUCCCGUCAUUCACUCGAAAGCCGAACGACAGGAAGGUCUUGGACGGUGAUAUCAUCACGUUACAUUGCGAGGUCGACCCUAAAUCUAAUGCUACCAUAGCUUGGACGUUUCAAUCGUCUACAGCAUCCUCUACUGUCAUGCCAAGCACUGCCCAGAUCAGAAACGGAGGGACCAAGGUACAAAUCCGUGUGACACAUGAAGUACUCGGUACCUGGACAUGUACUGCUACAAACAAGAUAGGGUCAGCGGUUGCUCAGGCUGUAGUAUCUUCACCACAAACAUCUGGGAGUGGAUGAUUGGGAAACACACGCAAUUCUGAUGAUCUGAUGCUUUGAUUACAAAAUACCAUAAUAAAGCAAUAUUACGACAUUAUUCCAAA